AACCCGAGUAUCAAUAGCAUCACAGCCUAGUGGGGAGGAUCAUAUAAUUCCUCAAGAUAACAAAUCCAAAGACCAAACCCUUAAGAUGCCAUACCUUUUAAGCGCAUAAAAGAAGGCAGUGGUUUGUCACGUAAGCAUAUCCCAUGCCACCAUUUCACCAUGUCAUUGUAUCACCACCCUCCAUUGAGGUGGGCCACACACUCUCCUCCCUCAUUGCUCCCCUUAGGUACCAUGUGGUCCUUUUCAUCUCAAUCCUCCCACUCAUCUCCCCUCCUCCCUUUCCUUCUCUCCCCCAUCUCUCCAUGGAACAACCCUCCCUCCCACAUAACCAUAAGCUUCUAGUGUCCACACUAGCUCCCACCCAAAGCCCCACUUCUAGCAUCAUCUCAGCCAUUGAUCCUGAAGACACACCGCUCGACUUCAAUGUCGUCGUCAUCCUCGCCGCGAUGCUGUGCGCGCUAGUUUGUGCACUUGGGCUCCACUCCAUGCUCCAGUGUGUGGUCAGGUGCACCCAACGUGUAGUCACAGAGCCCGUCGAGUGGGUUGCGGCCCGCCGGCUCAACGCCGGCCUUAAGAAGGAAGACGUGAUCGCGCUCCCCACUUCCACCUAUGCGACGUCUGGCUCGCCGGGGUCUACCUCCAGGUGUGCCAUCUGCUUAGCAGACUUCUCUGAUGGUGACAAGAUCCGGCUCAUCCCCAAGUGUAACCAUCGAUUCCAUGUUGCGUGCAUCGACACAUGGCUCAUGUCCCACUCAUCAUGCCCCACCUGCCGACAACGGCUCUCAGCACACCAUUCCACAGCCUCUCUAGAGAUUGUCACAUCCGUUUGAACUUAUAGUGUAUGUGAUGAUCAGCUUUGAGCCUUCUCAAAGGCUAUAACGUUCUCUAAUAAUUGUUA
Molecule: messenger RNA, 898 nt
Organism: Magnolia sinica
Lineage: Eukaryota; Viridiplantae; Streptophyta; Magnoliopsida; Magnoliales; Magnoliaceae
Product: RING-H2 finger protein ATL74-like
Exons: 1
Coding region: 144-830 (228 amino acids)
Biological process (GO): protein ubiquitination
Molecular function (GO): transferase activity
Source: RefSeq, a predicted model, not a curated record